Metopolophium dirhodum (rose-grain aphid) is the source of this 3591-nucleotide messenger RNA. RefSeq lists its product as uncharacterized. The coding region runs from base 2052 to 3209 and encodes 385 amino acids. The record is from RefSeq and is a predicted model, not a curated record. Lineage: Eukaryota; Metazoa; Arthropoda; Insecta; Hemiptera; Aphididae. The transcript is spliced from 7 exons.
AAUUACUUAUAUCUGUGAUCUGUAAUCUGUAUGACUGUAUACUAAAUGAUUUAAUGCAACAUAAUAUAAUUGUUUAGUACUCAAAUGGACAAUUACAUACCAAAUUUUAAACAUAAUUUAUAUAAAAUAUAUUCAAUAUCAAACAUUCAAGGUCUGGUAUCUGUAAAGUAUAAACACAGAACAUAAUAUUACUGUUAAAAACAAUAACCGUGUGAUUUGAAAAAGAAAAGUUUUCUUAUGUCCUAAAUCAAUAAUUAUAUUUCUUUGACUUAGAACUAAGACUUUUUUCUUUAUAAUUUAGAUAUGAUUUAUUUUAUUUUUGUAUAAUAUAUUACAACUUGUUUUAUCAGCUAAAUUUUAUUUUAUUAUCUCAGAUUUUUAAAAAAGAAUGUAUCUAUAAGCUUGAACUAAGAUAUCUUAGUCUAUGAGUAAAAAUAUACCUAAUACAAAGAUUAACAAGAAAGUGUUUAGGUACUAUUUAUUUAUCGGUUGGUUCGUGUAAUUUAAUUUUUCAUAAAAAUAUUUAUUACAUUUUGUAUAUGUAUUUUGUUUCACUAUAAAAUGUUCAGAUCCAAUAUCAUAUGAUUUUCAGUUAAUUCAAUAAGUAUGUUGAUAAUGAACAACAUCAAAAAAUUAUCAUCUAUAACGAAUAACGAUUUCUGUAAAUCCAGGAUGCAUUAUGCUUAUAAUAAUAAUCUUUAUUGACGGAAAUUAAUUCCAAUUUCAAAUGUAUAGCAAUAGAUAGUGUGCACAAUUAUAGUGUCUUAACUAAAUUGAAUUAUAAAUUAUAAUAUUCUCCUAAAUAUAACAAAUAUAAAUACGGAUAAGAUCAGUGCCAUACUGCUAUAACUAGAGAGCAAAAGACCCAGGUUCAAAGUGUCGUAAACAAAUUAUAAGGAUUAAAAAUAUAAUUUUUUUUUAAAGAAACGUUGUUUGUAACAACUUGAAAUCAUAUAAAACAAUUAUUUUCAUAAACGUUAAUAUUUUUUGAAAUAAGGAAUGUCUUACGUUAAAUUAAAUCAAUAACUCUAUAGAUUAUAUUUGUGACGAAAACUUGUAAAACGAGCUAUAAAAUAAAUCAACAUGUGUGAUUACUUAAAAUUCACUUUAAUAGUACACAGGGAAUCAUUCAUGAAUAGUACGUAUAUUUUUCAAAUAGAGUAGGUAAUGAUUUUUGUCUCGAGUCUAUUAUAGGGCUAAUACAAAUAAUUACAAUAAUAUAAAUCGUAAAGUUUUAGUAGAUUUAUGUCGUAAUUAUGAAGAAAAUGAAAAACAUCUUUUUAAUCAUGCCCACUACACCCCGCGUCUAAACUAAUCAAGUAUCAACUCCUUUUGAUGUGAUCUAACGCCGACGUUAAAGUAUCGUUGUUGGCUUAAAGUGGCUGUGAGGUGUGUAGAAUUCGCUCUGAGUUGAAAUUCGGGGCUGUAGAUAAACAUUUUAUAGAGCCACAUAUCCGAGUAAAAACGUACCUAUAGUCACGAUCUUGACUGAUGAACCAAUUGGUAUAUAAUGAUGCCACGGCCAAUAUAAUUCAUUUUACGUAGAUGAAAUAAAUUUUUUUUAAAAAGUUUUUGGAAAAUUCGAGCAUGCUCAGCCCGGGCACGUUACGCCACUGGCGGUGGCAGAAAAUUACAGACUAUUGAUCAGACCGCGUGCACAUAUUGCUCCACCCACCACCCCAUCGGUGGCGGCGGCGACAGUUCAAUUGUCUAAGUUCUAGCCAUCGCUGCUGCAGACUGCAGUCGGCGAAACACGCGACCGCGAGAGACCAUGUAAAAAUCAUUACACCGUCAUUGUUGCAGUAUUAUAUAACAACAAUAUUAUAUAAUACACCAUUAUGUUGAGCCGAAUCUACCUAUAGUCUAUUCGUGUAAAGUGUAUUCGUCAGUCGCGGGACAACCAAACUACCCCAGUAUAUACUACAUACCCGCAGAAUUCGCCCAAUAUAAAGCUACUUGAUCGUCAAAUCCAUUCACCGCGUAACAUUACCGUCUACCUCCAUUCGCCUAGCCCACCCAAAACAGACGCGUCGUCGUCAUGCCUGUGGCCGAUGAGCAGUGACGUGAGCCGGCGAUUCUCGUCGGCCGUCGGCGGCGGCGGCGGCAGUGGCUGCAAAAAAAUGCGGAAACGGAAGGAACUGGACGCGCUGACCGGAUGCACGGUGGUCGGCGUCAACCGGAACCGCAGGCUGAUGACGUGCUCGUCCGACUCGGACUCGUGUUCGUCGUCUCGGGCUCCGCCCACGCCCAUAAAACUCCGGCGACAGAUCACACGCAGGCGAAAACGGACGUUCGUCGCCGACACCUGGUGCAACGCCCUGAGGAUGUUCCUGACGUUCGGCUGCGUUGUGUGGGUCGUGUUCGAGACGUACACGUUCCUCGACGUGCGCAAGAUCCAAGCACACUUGCAAACGCAACUCGACGAAGUUGCCGCCGGCAAUCGUGGAGUUCCAGAUGAUCUACAAAAAUGUCAUGCCAUGUCUAAACAGCUUCAACAAAACCAAACCGAUAUCAAUCAACGUCUAACAGUGUAUGACGGACAGAUCACAAACUUAACACUACAGGUUGCUAAUUUGGGUUCAAGAUUAUCGUUAGUUGAGAAAAAAAUCAAUGAGAACACAGAUCUUUUAUCAAAUCCAGAUGCCACAAAAGAUCCAUCCAUAAAAGUCCUAUCAUCAGAAGUUGCUAAACUUGGUAGUACUUAUCAAGACUUAAGCGGUAGUGUAAAAUCGCUCAAAGAUACUACUAGUUCAUUACAGUCAUACCAAACAACAUUGAAAGCCAACAUUACUUCAAUAAGUGAAAAAUUAAAUAAUGUAGGUAGUAUUAAAACUGAUGAAACUAUGAUCAACAAUGUGUCUGGAAAGUUACACGAACUGAUUGAAAGUAUAAGUUUGAAUGUCACGACCUUAAACCGAACACUUACCAGCCGAAUAGAUUGGUUAUCUGGAGAUCAAAAAACCAAUGGAGUGGAAAUAGAGAAAUUGAAAGAGGACAGUCAGAAACUAAUCGCUCAAGUAAAAACAAUUGACACUAAAUUAACGACAUCAUUUAAUGAAGUGAACUCAAAAGUUAUAUCUCUAAGAACUCAAAUUGACAAGAUUGCAACUAAUGUUACCAGUUUACAUGCUCAAUCAAAUUCCGAUGACUCUCUAACGAGUUCUGGUCAAUUAAAAGGUGAUAAAAAUGGAACUCAGACAAAAUCCUAAUAUUAGUAUUUUUUGUGUUUUAUUGUAUGUGCACAAUUUUGUUGAAUAAUUUUGUUUUAUUUUUUCUUAAUAUAAUAGUUUAAAUGUUUACGUUUAUAUUUGAGUUAAUGAGUCUUGUUUUGGUAUGAUGUUUGAUUUGUAAUUUAAAAAAAAAAAUGUACCCAAAAAUAAUUCGUCUAAUCUAUUUUAUAGUAAAAUAUUUAUAAUUCCUAUUAAAUAUUAAAAUCAAAAUUUGUAAAAAAAAUAAUUUUAACUGAGAUUAUAUGAUGACAUUUGAACUUUAUACAUUUGAAAGCAAUGUUGUUUUUUGCCGUUAAUAUUGUACUUUUUUUCUAGUAUAAACAUUUGAAAAUUAUUACAAUAAAAAAAUUAUUUUUCUAUA